AAGACAUGAACCACAAGGGCCGAAGACAAAAGUGGCCCCACACAGUGUUCAUUCACCCUCCCCGACACUUCCCCUUCUUACUCUCUUAAAACACCCGCUCCCUCCUACUACUUAUAACACUUCUCUUCCGACAAGAUGAGGAACCAUGGCAUGCUCCUGCUGGUGUGUGCAUUGUUGCAGAGGCGCGUCGUCCAAGCCCACGAUACACGUCCUUAUCCCACACACCCUCACCGGGUGUAUUCACGAAGGAUUGACUACACUCUGGGAUACAGCGAGUACCACUUCUCGUGGCGUCACGACGGAGGGCACAAUUACCCCUGGAAUCAAGCCAACGCUUACUGCUCGCAGCUGGGCCCGGGGUGGGAAGGUGUCAGCAUUGAGUCUGUAGAAGAGGACAAGUUUAUCUCCAGUGUUGUCGGUGGAGCGCGUCUGAGAUACAUCUGGACUGGAGGUUUUUUCAAAGACUCUCACUGGAAGUGGACCUCAGGGGAACGAUUCCUCGGCCUUAAUUGGUCUCACACUGGCGGCCUGGGGAAGAACCAGCCGGACAACCGUGAGGAUGGGAAGGAGUUCUGUCUGGCAGUACUGAACAACUUCUACCACGACGGCAUCACUUGGCACGACGUGGCUUGCCACCAUGAGAAACCCAUCAUCUGUGAGCGUCGGCGAGAUGCUCACUUCGGCUGAGACAGCCCCAUUUAACGUUUCGAUUUACGCCGUUUUUUUUUUUUCUACCUUUGUCGGCCUCUUGAUUGUCUAGCGAAACAAAAAAAUCUGCUACUUUUGUCACUUUUUUUCUAGUAAUUUAAAACUUUUUAGUUAAAAAGAUUUUUUCAAUAAAAUUAAGAUUUAAAGUGGUUCUAAAUCAUUAGAGAAGAGUUAAUUGGAUUCGAAGCCUAUUUACUGUACUUAAAUAGGCAAGAAUAUUUUAAUACCCAUAAUAGGGACUGAAGUAAACUCUGAACCUAUAUACACUAAGACAUACACAUCACGUGUUUA
Cherax quadricarinatus is the source of this 999-nucleotide messenger RNA. RefSeq names its product C-type lectin lectoxin-Lei1-like. NCBI's taxonomy places the organism in Eukaryota, Metazoa, Arthropoda, Malacostraca, Decapoda, Parastacidae. The record is from RefSeq and is a predicted model, not a curated record.